AUGAGUUACCAACAAAACAAUCCCCAUCUAGGGGCGACGUUUUACCCAGGGGGUUUCGAUGAUUACUACAUGCCUGGUCCGGCGCCUGAACUCAUUUCGCCAGCGCCUCAGCGGAUAAUGCCCGAAGUGCCCGAGAACAUGCAAGAAAACCUCGCACACCUGGAAUUAGAGGCAAACGGCCCACGAGUACACACACCAAUGUCGGCAGCACAGGGCUACAACCAGCCUCCGCAGCGUUUACCGCCGCCGCAGCCAAACUACCAAAGCGAACAGAAUGGGGUAGAUUGGCCCUCGCGAAACGCCAGCAUCUCCUCUGCGUUUCGGCAACCACCAAAUGUGCAGCCCCAACCUGUUCAGCAGCAGCAGAUGUCCCAUGACUACAACCAGUUCGCGCAACACCACGAUUCGCCCAACUUCUCACCCUUCCCUCAGCUCUCGAAUAGGCCACCGAACGUGCCUUCAUCCGAUGAUGAGAAAGAAGCCGUUUUGGAGAACGCACGGAUGCCAGUGCUCACGUCAAAUGACCCCGAGAUGCAGUUGGCAUGGGCUCAGGAUGCGCUGGCAUACGUCGAUGCGGCACAACUACACGAGCAGCGUAUAUCUGAGCUACAAGGAGCGAGGCCAGUGACACCGCAGGUUGAGCACCAGUUGCGUGUAGAUGCUCUGAAUGUGGUUGGUUUCCUGGCAGAGCAAUCUCAUCCUAAGGCGAUGUUUAUGAAGGGCAUGUGGCUUGAGUUUGGCAAAUUUGGCAUGCGAGCAGACAAAAAGGAGGCUUUUCGGUGCUACAACCGCGCAACGGCGAAAGGUUAUGCACGAGCGGAGUACCGUAUGGGCAUGCAGUACGAGCAGUCAAACGACCCCAUUCGUGCGCUACAACAUUACAAGGCUGGUGCUGAGCAUGGCGACUCGGCUUCGAAUUAUCGGCUGGGGAUGAUGACUCUGCUUGGACAGCAUGGACAGCCUCAAGAUUUUGCAAGAGGCGUCCACCUGAUACGACAGGCUGCAUCCACUGCGGAUGAAAACGCUCCUCAAGGUGCUUACGUUCUAGGUAUGCUUCAGGCGCGAGAAUUGCCUCAAAUCAGCGUCCCGGAUCUCUACCUUCCGUACGACGAGAAAGCUGCAAGGCUGAACAUUGAGAAGGCUGCUUAUUUGGGUUUCGCGAAGGCUCAACUGAAGAUGGGGUCCGCCUACGAACUCUGUAGUUUGGGAUGCGAAUUCAGUCCUUCACUGUCGUUACACUACAAUGCGCUUGCCUCUCGUCAAGGCGAACCAGAAGCUGACAUGGCCAUUAGCAAAUGGUUUCUCUGCGGCCACGAGGGAGAGUUCUCGAAGAACGAAGAAUUAGCAUAUCAAUACGCACAGCGCGCUGCAGCAGCUGGACUUGCCACCGCGGAGUUUGCCAUGGGUUACUUCAACGAGAUUGGUAUGCAUGUUCUGUCCAAUGUUGACAAGGCUUUAGAAUGGUAUGAGAAGGCCGAGAAAGAUGGAAACAAGGAUGCAUCUGCACGGAUAGAGAGUAUCUCGAAAUCUCGUACAUUGUCAAAGAAGGACCAUGAAAAUGUCGCAAUCAGCAGGAUCAAAUCCCAGCACGGCUCGAUGCGUGGGCAACGCCCGGCGAGACUUCACAAAGCGGCGCCCUCCCUGGCGUCUAUCAAUGAUAAUAGCCCAUCCGAAUACGGGUCAGAUGCGUCGCCCGUUACUCCUGCGACUAGUCGAUUGCCGAACCGGGGCGACAGUACAACUCCCUACCCUAUGUCUGAUCAACCACCAGUGAUCGCUUCACCUCCCUACGAACGUCCCGCCACUGCAGCACCGUACCCUAUGGACAAUGGACCACCACGCUUGGGUCCACAAAGACCCAUCAUGGCUGGCGGAUUUGCGCCAGAGUUACGAGCUGCGAGCACUCGACCUGCUCCGUCCUCGGCAUUCAACAUCAACCCUAACAUAUAUCCCGCAAAUGAUGGUUACGGGCGCAAUGGAUUGUCUCGGCCAGGGCCUGGGAUCGAUAUGGCUCCACUUCCUAUACGGUCACACACUAGUGUCGACAUCAUGGGUCCAGGCGGUGGCGGACGUAUUCCACCCGGUGGACGUGGUGCACCUCUUCCGCCAGGAGGACCAGGAAGUUACAGACAACCUGGGGGACCGAGUGCCCAACGCCCAGAGCUUAACCGUCCCCAGACACAACCUGCAGACAUUGGAUUUAGCGCACCAGACGCGGGAAGGAAUCGAUUGCAGAAGCCAGGACAACCACUUAAGAAACAACCCACGGUACCUGACAUCGGCUAUGUUGCGCCUCUUGACUCACGCCAGCAACACACACGACCCUCAACAGCGCAACCCGGCCAGGAGAGCAGGAUGUCGUCGCGGCCAGAAAGGCCUCCAACUGCCCCACCGAACCAAGGUCCCCGCCCCUCAUCGCGGCCAAAUUCAUCUGGACGUCCAGGGGCGCAAGACCCAAUGCCCAAGCCACAGAGGGUACCCACGAUACCGCAGGACCCUAUUCCUAAGCCGAACCGUGUACCUACCCUGCAGCAACAAUCCCCCAAGCCAGCUCCAUUGCCGGCAAGUAAACCUGCAGUUGCAGCACCACCUCCGCAACCUGCGACCCCAGUCGCCUCAGCGUCAGGCAAGGGGCCCAAGACCUUUGACGAGAUGGGCAUUGGUGCGGCGCCCAAGAAGGACGAUUGUAUCGUUAUGUAG
This is a messenger RNA of Dothidotthia symphoricarpi CBS 119687, 2700 nucleotides long. RefSeq names its product HCP-like protein. Bases 1 to 2700 code for a protein of 899 amino acids. The transcript has 3 exons. NCBI's taxonomy places the organism in Eukaryota, Fungi, Ascomycota, Dothideomycetes, Pleosporales, Dothidotthiaceae. Gene Ontology annotation, molecular function: protein binding. The record is from RefSeq and is a predicted model, not a curated record.